CCCGACUGAGGCAUGCCAUUCUUCUCCUCCCCGACCCCCCCCUUUUGCCGAACUGCGGCUCUUAUUCUGACUCGAGCUAUUGUGGAGCGCACAAGUGGCCCUCAGAGGAGAAGGGGAUGCAGAGAGAAAGGGUGGGGUCAGGGUUCAAGCUAAAGGCUCCCCGUCGGGGCUCCUUUUCUGUUAUCAAAUUUGUUGCGAGACAAAAAGAGCUACAGUUUCAUUCCUCGGGCCGUCUUGAGGGAGAGAGGAGAGAGGUCAUAGGACGGCAUUCCUCGUGUCAGAGCAUCAGUUCUUCCACGGAGCGCCACAUGAACUCCUGGUCUUCAGUCUCGGCUUCCUGCUCCAGCACCGACCGCCGCACACUCAGGAUAUCAACCGGAACCAAAAAUGGAGUCCGUCACGACUGCAGAGACAUCUUUACUCUCAAACCAGUCAUCUGAGAGCUGUGGACCAGCAGACACAGCAGUAGAGAACCAGCUGUUUGGGUGGUUCUAUGUGGUGGUCUUCGUCCUGGCCCUCUGUGGUAACGCUCUGGCUCUCUGGAUCUUCUCUCGUCAGCGUGGGGCUUUCAGCCCUGCUAACGUCUUCUUGGUUCAUCUGGCAGUGGCUGACCUAUCUUAUGUGGUCAUCCUCCCACUCAGAGCAACUUACCACUUCACCAGUGGCCACUGGCCGCUGGGUGAGGUUCCCUGCAGGCUGGUGGGCUUUUUGUUCUAUGUCAACAUGUACGCCAGUCUGUACUUCCUGGCUUGCGUGGCAGGGGACCGCUACCUGGCUGUGGUUCACGCUGUAAGAUCAAUGAAGCUUCGCCAAGGUCGCUAUGCUCACAUCAUCAGCUUGUGUUUGUGGGUCUUGGUCACAGUCGCUAUGGCGCCACUGCUGGUUAAUCAUCAGACGGUGCAGGUGGACAACACAACGGUGUGUUUGCAGCUGUACAGAGAGAAGGUGUCCCAAAAGGCGCUGGUCUCUCUGGCUGUGGCCUUCACCCCACCUUUCCUUGCCACCCUAUCCUGCUACCUGCUCAUCAUCCGCAGCCUGCAUCAGGGCUGCAGGCUGGACCCUGCCCUAAAACUCAAGGCCCUGCGUACCAUUGGUGCCGUCAUUCUCAUCUACAUGGUCUGCUUUCUGCCCUAUCAUCUGAGCAGAGUCAGCUUCAUCCUUGGCUACAACAACACAGACGUAUCCUGCCAAACACGAAGAGCCCUUAGCAUGGCCAAUCGCCUUACCUCCUCCCUCACCUGUAUGAACGGUGCUAUGGACCCACUGGUGUACCUGUUUGCAGCAGAGAAGUUCAGAAGCACGCUGAAGAGGUUGUUCUGUAAAGAUAAGGCAGGGAUGAUUGGGGCCACUAGCGGAGACCUAAAGGAAACACAUGAAAGCUCGCUGAGUGCCAAGUCUGAGUUCUGAGUAAAAGAUCCAGAAGACCAUUGUAAACAGUUUUGUUCAGGCCUGAAUGGACAAUAUGGAUCUUAGCCUGGAUGGAGUGAAGCAUGAACUAAAGUCCAACAUCCAGGUUUCAUUCUGCACCAGAUCUAAUAUACCCCCUACAAAACUAUUUGUACAAAGUUUCAAUGAAAAGUCACCCUGAAUAUACAGCUUGUAGAAAAAGUGAGAUGUUCAUUGAUGAAAGGGCCCAAGCAUCUUACAUGUUGGUGUCUGUUUCAGUCAAAUAUGGAGGAUUUCUUGGUUAAUCAAAGACCUAUUGUCAAUGAAAUGCGGACAAUGACUGACCAACUUCAAAUAAUGAUGUGUGUAGAUGUCCAAAUUAUAAAUUUUCUGUGAAUAAUAUAAAGUGACACAACUACAGCCCCUUUCACAAAACACUUCAGGUUGGGACUUAAGAUGCUUUUCUUGCCAUCAUUUGAUUUCUGAAGGUAGCAAGAGGAGAUGAUCAACGUGGUACUGUCCAAACCCACAGGGGAGGUAGAGACAGAGCUGUGAAAGUCAAUGUUUAUGGCUCGAGGGUUUGAUGUAGGGACGACAGACAAUGAGAUGAUCCGGCUGUGGGACUUGAGGCCAAAACCCAAUUGGACUCUGGUUUCCACAUUGACAUACAUCGGACAAGUUGCACUGAGGUAAGCUAAAAACAGAUUACUGAACCUCGCACACCUCGUGUCCCUGAUACGUUUCACCUUUUACAAGGGGAAAUGUCAGAAAUAUGCUUCAUUUUCACCUGUCAGGGUUCUACCAUGGUCCAGCAAAGUAAGCUUCAUUUAUUGAUUUUAAAAACAUGAUUAGCUUGAAUGGGGUCUGAUGACUGACCAAGGGAAAAAUAAAUAAUGGAUCUGUUAUAUGACAGAGGCCGAUGAUUCUAGUGUUUAAGCUGUAUAAUGCAUUUUCCUUCGGUGGGACAAGUUUUUGAAUUUUUAUUUUAUUUUAAAACUGUACAUUAUUGCAACUGUAGAGUCAACAUGUAUUGUUAAAACUGUCAUGGUAACUGAUUUUUGCAUGUUUUGUAUGGUUUUAAUCAUAUAUCUCAUGUCAUUCCUUUUGUUUCUGAGACAAGUUAUUCCAUAGUUUUGCUUUGGAAUAGAUGUUGUAUCUUCUGUGAUUUCAUAGCCUCAACAUCUAGCAACAUGAUCACCAUAGUCAGAAUUUGUCAUGGGGUCACAAACAUGUCUUUUUUUUGUUUGUUUCUGUUUCUUUAUCUCAUUUCCUGGUCAUGUGUGACUGUAUUUGGAAGAAAAGGAGGAAAAGCUGUUUUUACCGGACAUCAGAGAACAAUCUGUCGUCAGCAGCCAUUUUCGCCGCAGUAAAAUGUGUUGAUGGUGAUGAUAACUUAUUUAAAUAUCAAAACACUUGAAAAGGAAACCAAAUCUUCCCAUGAACUCUGGACUAAACAGGACCAGGCGUUGUGGUCUUUUACCCCAAUAAGAAGAAAUGGUGACUGUGAAUUCAACUUUUAAUGUAUGUUUUCUGUAAGCCAAAUGAAACGAACACUCAUUAUUGUAAGAAGUGUGGUUUGAGGUGUAUUUAGCUCGAGUAUUUAAUCCAGACUGGAAAGCACAAUGAAACUGUGAGAAGGUUGGAGUUUCUGACUGGAUUAUUAUUAUUAUUAUUAUUAUUAUUUUUUUUUUUUUUUUGAACAAUCAAGUGUCAAAACCUUCAUUUGUGACCAAAUUUUUGGAGUUUCAAACUCUUGAUUUGAGUCCAUAACCACACCAGCUGAAAAAUGUAACAAAUGUUGCAGUUUUGGUCCCAAAUUGAACCGACUCUACCGGACUAUCAGGUGUGAAAACACCUUUAAAAUGUGAUUCUGUUAAAUUAACUUUAAAAUUGUACAAAAUAUGCAAGCUGUGCAUUUGUCCACCUUUAGUUUCUCGUUGGAGGCCUCAGAUGUCGGUUAUCCCUUGGGCCGGCUCUGACACUAACCAGUGAUGAUGCAUUUAAAGUAGAGUGGAGAUUUUCUGAUGGCUGCAGUUGGCUAAUAUGACAAAUUACUAUUGUAUAUAAAUAUACGCUUCAUUUUUUUUUUGUUCAGCUUCUUAAAUUUGCUAUAGUCUGAAUUUCUGCUACAAUAUUACGCAACACUGUCUGACUUCAUGAAACUUGCAAACCGCUGUUAUGCUUGAGACAAAUUUCACAAGUAGUUCUCUCUCUGAUCUAUUAACUUGUAUGUGUGUUGUUGUUUUUAUUUUUUUUACACUCUGCAAUGAAUUUGCUUAAUUCUCAUAAAAACUGCAAAUGAGAACGGCUGACUCUCAGUUUGUUUGUUUUUUUUUCUGUGUCCUUUUGAUUUGCCCGUGAACGUUUUGCGAUUGAGUUGAGCC
This is a messenger RNA of Gambusia affinis (western mosquitofish), 3770 nucleotides long. RefSeq names its product G protein-coupled receptor 17 (gene gpr17). Gene Ontology annotation, molecular function: G protein-coupled receptor activity. Gene Ontology annotation, biological process: phospholipase C-activating G protein-coupled receptor signaling pathway; positive regulation of Rho protein signal transduction. NCBI's taxonomy places the organism in Eukaryota, Metazoa, Chordata, Actinopteri, Cyprinodontiformes, Poeciliidae. The transcript is spliced from 2 exons. The record is from RefSeq and is a predicted model, not a curated record. Bases 388 to 1407 code for a protein of 339 amino acids. Gene Ontology annotation, cellular component: membrane.